AUUGGUUCUCCGCGGUUGUGCUUGGUGGGGCAAGCUGCGGGGUUGGCAUUGCCAUUCAGAGCUGAAAGGUCUUUCCUUGCCUCUAUCCAUAAACACCUUAGCUAACUACAGUUCCUAUUCUUGGAGACCGGAAGAGUUUUCGUUGCUUCUGACAUCAUGCCUAGAGGAUCGACAACUUGAGCUAGGGCCUCCUUUGUCUCGAGGUUUGCAACAUUGUUCUAAGGGAGAUCCUGCGGAUUAUUUCCCCGCUGACAGCAAACGCGGCAUUUGCGCGCUAGGCUAGCUCGUAUCCCUUGUUUUGUCCUAGUCCGGAUCGGAUCCUUGGUUGACCGACAGGAAAAAAAGAGAAAGGCUUAUUACGCUUCGAGUGCGGACCGUCUUCAAGCAGUGCCUAAAGGUGCGUGUGGCUGUCACUCGAGCUAAAUCAUGUGUCCCCCGACCGGUGGCCAAACACCGCCGCACGGAGCCGCCACCGAGAACGAGCCUCCUCUGGAAUUCUCGGAUGACUUCCCUUGGCAGGCCGGCGUCUGCGAUGCGCAUUGCCACCCUACCGACACCAUGGCCUCGAUAGCUAGCAUAGGCGACAUGCGAGCCCGGGUCUUGACAAUAAUGGCCACACGCUCUCAGGACCAAGAACUCGUGGCCUCCGUCGCAGCGAACCACGCCGUCAAGAACCGAAAUGUGCUAGACAUCCAGAGCUUGGAAAAGGUGGUGCCCGCCUUUGGAUGGCAUCCGUGGUUCUCGCACCAGCUCUAUGAAGACCAUGGCGGCGAUGAUACCACAUAUGACCCGUCCGAGCCUACAGGGCUGCAGAAAUCCAAGCAUUACACGGCGGUCCUAUCCCCGUCGCCGGAUCCGGAUUUCAUUGCGUCCUUGCCAGACCCACUGUCAUUGGGUGAUUUUAUCGCCGAAACACGGCGCCGUCUGCUCGCCGAACCUGUUGCUCUCAUAGGCGAGGUCGGGCUAGACAAGGCGUUCCGCCUCCCUUGGGGGUGGGACGUGUCACAGCCAUCGAGCCGCGACGAAAGUGCGACGCCGGGUGGGAGAGAGGGACGCACCCUGAGUCCAUAUCAUGUCGAGAUGACGCAUCAAGUGCGGAUACUGAAAGCCCAGCUACGACUAGCUGGCGAGCUAGGGCGCCCGGUUAGUGUUCAUGGGGUUCAAGCGCAUGGGGUGCUGUUUGACGUCCUCGCGUCGCUGUGGAAGGGACACGAAAAGGAGGUCAUUUCGAAACGAAAGCAGAAGCUGGUUGCAGCUGGUGCUGAAGACUUCUCGUCAAGCGAGGAAGACGAUGACGAGUUCGACUACGCGGCUGAGGCUCCCAGAACCACGAGUGCGGCGGCAAGAAAGCCCUACCAGCCAAAGCCUUUCCCGCCACGGAUAUGCCUGCAUUCCUUUAGCGGAGCGGCACAGAUGCUGAGCCAGUAUUUGAACCCGGCAAUCCCGGCCCGGGUGUUCUUUUCUUUCUCUAUGGGUGUCAAUCUUUUUACUCCGGGGGCAGAGAGCAAGUUUGCCGACGUCGUUCGGGCUUGUCCAGACGACCAGCUGCUUAUCGAGAGCGAUUUGCACACUGCUGGAGAUGUGAUGGACCACUCCCUCGAGCAGAUGUACCUGAGGGUUUGCAACGUCAAGAGGUGGACUCUGCUCGAGGGCGUGGAGAGGAUACGGAAAAAUUACGCAGAGUUUGUAUUCGGCUGAGGAGACGCCGCCGCUGCCGUCCUAGCCGUAGCGUCAAAUUGCAUUUGAAACCGGGGGGGAGGGCAUCCCCUAAAAGAAA
This is a messenger RNA of Lasiosphaeria miniovina, 1777 nucleotides long. RefSeq lists its product as uncharacterized. The transcript has a single exon. Gene Ontology annotation, molecular function: hydrolase activity, acting on ester bonds. NCBI's taxonomy places the organism in Eukaryota, Fungi, Ascomycota, Sordariomycetes, Sordariales, Lasiosphaeriaceae. The coding region runs from base 427 to 1698 and encodes 423 amino acids. The record is from RefSeq and is a predicted model, not a curated record.